AUGCUACCAACCCAUCCCCUCCUCACACUAUCUCUCCUCCCCUUAACCUCAGCCUGGGAUUUCUACGCCAACCACACAAUCGGCUCCUGCGUCGAAGUCGAGUGCCCCGCCGCCGACCCUGCUGAAGCAAAAGGCCAGGUCCUCUCUGGAUGCCGCGUUCAAAACCAAAACCACCGCACCAUCGGCCUGCGCACCUUCUCCACAAAUAUCACUGAAAACACAUCUCAGAACCUCACCUGGACAGUCGGCAUGACACUCUACGACGGCAUCGACGCCCAAGGCCGCAACGCCAGCGGUACACGAACCGUCGAAAAAGACUAUUAUCUCGGCACGCCAGCGAAUCUGAAUCUGUCGAGGAGUGAUCUGCCGUACGAAGGCUGUACCUAUUACGCCGGAUCUACGAUUCAGAUGAUCAACGGCGUGGAUCUUGUUUUGACUUUGUUUUGGUCGCCGGAUGGUGAUGUGCAGGGGGCGUUGGAAGAGCCGGAUGUUGAUGUCGAGUGUUUGUGGCCGAUUGCGCUGAAUCAGCGAAUGCUGGAUACCCAGGCGGAUGGAGGGGCUGUGGGUGUAGGUUGGAGCUGGACUGCUGUUGUUGGUGCUGCUUGUGUGCUGUUUGCGGGUAUGCUUGUGUAG
Messenger RNA from Pyrenophora tritici-repentis Pt-1C-BFP, 633 nucleotides. The record is from RefSeq and is a predicted model, not a curated record. Lineage: Eukaryota; Fungi; Ascomycota; Dothideomycetes; Pleosporales; Pleosporaceae.